Molecule: messenger RNA, 1383 nt
Organism: Penicillium cosmopolitanum
Lineage: Eukaryota; Fungi; Ascomycota; Eurotiomycetes; Eurotiales; Aspergillaceae
Product: 5'-nucleotidase
Exons: 6
Coding region: 1-1383 (460 amino acids)
Biological process (GO): nucleotide catabolic process
Molecular function (GO): hydrolase activity
Source: RefSeq, a predicted model, not a curated record
AUGGGACCUCUUCUCGACUUUGUUUGUGUUGAUAUCGCGUGUUAUGGGAACCAUGAUUUUGACUUUGGUGACCAGCGGCUCAUCGAGUUGUCUACUCAAGUCAGCUUCCCUUGGGUGCUUUCCAAUGCAUGGAAUUUACCUCUGAAAGAGGAUGAGCAUCCCAAUACGCGUUUACUCGGUUGUGCCAAAUCCUACGCAAUCAAGAUUGUCAACGGGUGUCGAGUUGGAUUUUUUGGAUUAGCUGGCACAGAUUGGCCGUCCAAUUGCGAAAAGCUGCCUCGCUCACAUAUCGAAUCUCCCGUUAAAACUGCUCAGCGGGUGGCAUGCCACCUUCGUACCCGGGAGAAUUAUAUGGAAGUGGCAGAAGCGACAAAAACGGGCCAAAGUAGAGUCGAUUUACUUUUGGGUGGCCAUGACCAUGAAGUCGUUCGACGGUUCAAUGGUGAUACGGAUACAGACCCAGCAAAUGUUGAACAAGGCCACGAUAACGCUGAAAUUACUGCUGAAGGUUUGAUACGAGAUUCUCAGGGUGAAAUUCGGAUUAUCAAAAGUGGGACAGACUGGACAGGCUUGUCAUUGGUACGAAUGAUAAUACGAAAAGAUAAUGAUGGAAGUAUUGGUAUCUCCACAGUUGGGAGCCAGUGGAGCAAUAUCGAUAUAGCAAAUUUGUCCGACUCUACUAUAACGCCCGGAAUCGACAAGUUGCUGAGCUCAAUUCAUAGUCGUGUCGAUGUUCUUGUCCAGGAGCCUGUCUUGCACUCCUAUACCUCACUCAAUGGCCGUGGUUCAGUCGUUCGCAGCCAAGAGACGAAUCUAGGCAAUAUGUUAGCAACUGCAGUUCAGGCUUUCUAUGAUACAGACAUAGCUCUUUUCAACAACAUCUGCCCUUUUGAGAACCCUCUCGUAGUAAAAAGAAUCAAGGGUAGCGUUAUAAUACAUUCUAUGGAAAACUCAAUUGGCGAUAUGCACAUGGACGGACGAUUCCUUCAGAUAGCUGGUCUACGCAUGGUAGCGACCUGGCAACGAGAACCAGGGAAUCGCGUCUUGGAAAUUUCACUUGAUCGACCCGGUGCAACUCCACAGAAACUAGAGCCCUCUCGCACAUAUACCGUUGCCUUGCCUAAGUUUAUCGGGGACGGGUUUGAUGGGUAUACCUUGUUUCCGGCGGAGGAGGCGAUCGUCGGCGAGGAAACUGCUAUAACUGAUACUGGCCUCAUGUUGCAAAUAUUUAGAUACAAAGCUGAAGAGAGGUGUGACGAUUACGAGAUGGGUAUCAAGCGAGCGCAAGCUGUUACUAUCGUUGGUACAGCCUCAGAUGGCUUGCCUAUUGUCAAUCCUGUGGUUGAUGGUAGGAUUCGGUUUAUUGAGUGCUCGGCGCUCUAA